GUGUGUGUGAGUGAGUCUCUCUCUGUGUGUGUGUGUGUGUCGUUAGUGUUUCAGUAGGUGGGUCGUGUGUAUGUACAGGUGGAGCUCGAGGAGCCACUUCCUGUCACAGAGCAGAUCUCGAUCUUCACUGAAGUCUCACACACACACACUCGUGCGUCUCGAACCUGCGGCCCAUCAGACGACAGACAGACAAACAGACGGAGGGAUAAAGAUGGCAUGGAGAGGAGCGUCAGCCGUGGUCAUCCUGCUGUCCAUCACACCUGUGUCAGCUUUUUCGUUUUACGACCCUAAUCUCUGUUAUAUCCUGGAUGCGCUUUUUCUGCUGUACGGCAUCAUCAUCACUGCCUUCUUCGUGCGCGAGCGAUGCAUCAAGAAGAAAAGCAAAGGGGAUCAAGACUCCCUGUAUCAGCCCAUUGACAAGAGAGGCCAGUCGGCGUAUGACGUCCUGCGCGGGGCUGAGGAGGGUCCAGCCAGAGGGGGCCGCAAGCGAGGAGACGACACUUACACGCCUCUGCAGAAAAAGAGUGACGAAACGUACCGAGAGAUCGAGACGAAGCCAGGCCAGCGCCGCCGCACUGAUCAGGUUUAUCAGGGCUUGAGCUCCAUGACUAAAGACACGUAUGAUUCUCUGCACAUGCAGCAGAUCCACCCGCCGCCGCGCUAAACACUGAUGCUCCACCGUCAGCAUCUCAGUCCACAUUCAUUAUUCAUUCCUGCUCUUGCUUCGUAAGCCUUCCAGGUGUUUCUUUUCCUACAGACUCCGGAGAUUAUUCAGUGUUUUCACAGUGACUGUGCUCAGCGUUUCUCCACUUUGUGAAUUAUAGACUUUCAUAAUGAGCUCACAUCACACAUGUACAGUAGAGUCAGAAGAAAAAUCGAUAUUAAACCGAACCUGAUUGAAGAACGAACGCUUAACUCUCUGGUCUUGUUCAGUCGGGAGUCACACUUGUGUUGUUCGCCAGUCAAAACAGACCGGAGGUCAUAAUCGUGUGCAAAUUUUAUUUUUUGCGAAGAUUUCAUUUCAAUAAUGAUUUUCUUUAAUAUUUAGCAU
Messenger RNA from Sinocyclocheilus grahami, 1051 nucleotides. Its product is annotated as T-cell surface glycoprotein CD3 zeta chain. The record is from RefSeq and is a predicted model, not a curated record. Gene Ontology annotation, cellular component: membrane. Bases 71 to 664 code for a protein of 197 amino acids. Gene Ontology annotation, biological process: cell surface receptor signaling pathway. The transcript has 8 exons. NCBI's taxonomy places the organism in Eukaryota, Metazoa, Chordata, Actinopteri, Cypriniformes, Cyprinidae. Gene Ontology annotation, molecular function: transmembrane signaling receptor activity.